AAAAACACCCACAUCUGAGCCGUCCCAGAGUGCUUUGCGCUUCCGCCGUACAAAAACAUGGCGGCGCUCAGGGCCCCUCCCACAUCCCGGCAUGCACCGGGGGGCAGGGCCAGCCUUUCGGCUAGCCAGGAAAAUGGCGGCCUCUAGCGCGGAGCCGCAGAUCCUGGUACAGUAUUUGGUGUUGCGAAAGGACCUAUCGCAGUCUCCACUCUCCUGGCCAGCGGGCGCACUGAUAGCGCAGGCCUGCCACGCGGCCACUGCGGCCUUACACCUUCACCGUGACCACCCGCACACGGUCGCUUAUCUCCAGGAGUUGGAGCGCAUGCGCAAGGUGGUCCUCGAGGCCCCAGAUGAGACCACCCUAAAGCAACUGGCUGAGACCCUGCAACAGAAGAAUAUUGACCACCUGCUGUGGUUGGAGCAGCCCGAGAAUGUGGCCACUUGUCUUGCUCUCCGCCCCUACCCCAAGGAGGAAGUGAGCCAGUACCUGAAGAAGUUCCGCUUGUUCAAGUGACCGCUGUUCUGUAUUGCUGGGAUAGAUUCUCCAUCGUCAGAUCCAGAGACCGCGUGCCCUCCAUGGCUCAUAUUAAAGUUUCCAUUAAUAAGU
Molecule: messenger RNA, 607 nt
Organism: Sorex fumeus (smoky shrew)
Lineage: Eukaryota; Metazoa; Chordata; Mammalia; Eulipotyphla; Soricidae
Gene: PTRHD1
Product: peptidyl-tRNA hydrolase domain containing 1
Exons: 2
Coding region: 92-514 (140 amino acids)
Molecular function (GO): peptidyl-tRNA hydrolase activity
Source: RefSeq, a predicted model, not a curated record